Messenger RNA from Planococcus citri (citrus mealybug), 1375 nucleotides. RefSeq names its product mitochondrial ribosome-associated GTPase 2. Bases 88 to 1281 code for a protein of 397 amino acids. Gene Ontology annotation, molecular function: GTPase activity; GTP binding; magnesium ion binding. The transcript has 7 exons. The record is from RefSeq and is a predicted model, not a curated record. Lineage: Eukaryota; Metazoa; Arthropoda; Insecta; Hemiptera; Pseudococcidae. Gene Ontology annotation, cellular component: mitochondrion.
UUUUGCGGCAUGAUUGAUAAGAAAAAUUCGAAAAAUUCGAAAAAUUGAAAAAAAUGAUUUAUUUCAUUUCAAUUUUCUUCUAAAAUAAUGUCUUUUCGAAAAUUUUAUCGUUUAGCGAGUAUUCUAGAACGCUAUAUCCAUCCUGCGGCGAGGAAUACACAAUGGUGUGUAAAAUAUAACUAUUCAACCGAUGCGAAAGCACUUCGUAGUAAGAAGGGAAAGUCUUCCCUGAGAUUCGCUAGAGAUUUCGUUGACUCGCGACUCGUACGUACUCGUGCGGGUAGCGGUGGAGAAGGAUGCAUUUCAUUUUUACAAUUAUUUUGUAACGAGAACGCUGGCCCUGACGGAGGAGAUGGUGGAAACGGUGGACAUGUCAUUUUCGAAACUCAUACCGACGUGCAAGGAUUAAAUCAUGUUAAAACAGUUUUAGAAGCUGAUGAUGGUGAAAAAGGAUACGGUAAAAGUUGUCAUGGUCGAAAUGCCAGUCAUACGAUAAUUAGGGUUCCUGUCGGUACCGUAGUCAAAAAUGAAUACGGCCGCGUUGUUGCUGAUUUAAAUGAAGAAGGUAUGAUGUUUUUGGCUGCUCGAGGAGGUGCAGGAGGCAAGGGUAACUCAUUUUUCGCUUCUGAUCUUGAUCCAACGCCUAAAGUAGCUGAAAUUGGAGCUGAAGGAGAAAACACCGUAUAUACUCUCGAAUUAAGUAGCAUGGCUCAUUUUGGACUGCUGGGAUUCCCUAAUGCUGGAAAAAGCACUCUUUUGCAAGCUGUCACUCGAGCUAAUCCUAAAGUUGCCGCAUAUCCAUUUACUACAUUAAAGCCUCAUUUGGGUGUUGUACAGUAUGACGACUACGAACAAAUCACAAUCGCCGAUUUACCUGGUUUGAUUGAAGGCUCGCAUCAAAACAAAGGUCUCGGAAUUACGUUUUUAAGGCAUGCUGAAAGAUGUAUGGGAUUAUUGAUACUUUUAGAUAUGAGCGCAUUAGACCCUUGGGAUAAUUUAAAAAUAUUACGUCAUGAAGUUUUGUGCUUCAGUCAAUCGUUGUGUGAUAGGCCUCAAAUUAUCGUUGCUAAUAAAAUGGAUGUACCUGGAAGUGAAGAAGCUUUGAAAGAGCUAAAGAAGAGGCUUCGAAAUGAAAUAAUUGUACCAGUUUCUGCAAAACAUGGUCUCAAUUUAACGCAACUUCUGAGUGAAAUGAGAAAUAUUUACGAUAAGCAAAUCGCCAGAAGAAAAAGACAGUUGGAUAAGGAUAGUACUCGUGCUUCUUAUUUACCCUUGGGUUGAAUAAAUUCUAUUUUUGGAACAUUUUAUGAAUUAUGGGCAGAAUUAAUUAUUGUGUAAUAUAAAAACGAAUAAAUUUGUUGACUAUUAUCGUAAA